Messenger RNA from Chaetomium globosum CBS 148.51, 1347 nucleotides. RefSeq lists its product as uncharacterized. The record is from RefSeq and is a predicted model, not a curated record. Bases 1 to 1347 code for a protein of 448 amino acids. The transcript has 2 exons. Lineage: Eukaryota; Fungi; Ascomycota; Sordariomycetes; Sordariales; Chaetomiaceae. Gene Ontology annotation, cellular component: fungal-type vacuole membrane.
AUGGCCACACAACCCGAGGAUAGGUCGGACAUCUCGGCCGCUCCAAGAAUCGAACCUCCAUCGGGGAAUACUCGGGAUGCUGCUUCCUCGUUUGACGAUGCUGUUGGCGACAAAACACAACUAAGUACGGGGUCUAUGUGGGAGAAACUCAAGCAACAUUUCCGGCGUCGGUGGUGGAUUUAUCUCAUUGCGACCGUUAUCUUGCUCGCCAUCUUAUUACCCCUCUUGUUCAAAGUCAUCAUACCGGCCAUCAUCAAAAACAUCGUCGACGACCAAGAGCUGCCUGUGAAGGGGGGGUUCCUCAACUUCACCGAGCCAACUCGUCUUCGCAUUGGCCUCGAUACGUUGCUCGACACUCCCUUGGGCGUGAAGAUCGACCCCGUCCCACUUAGCCUUCUUCAACCGCCAGUUGACGGCGCUGAUGACAAAGAGACGCCCUUCCUCACGCUUCAAAUGCCGGAACAGCACGUGAACCACGUAACCGAUGUCAAAAUCCCAAGCCAAGUUGUCGACAUCUUGGAUCACACUCAGCUUGUCGCAUGGUUCAACGAGUUCUUCGACAAGGAGACGGUCGAUCUCCGCCUCAAGGCUGACGACUUGAGUGCCCACCUCGGUGCGCUAGACUACCAAGUCAGCUUGGAUAAAACGAUCAAGGUACCUGGGCUCAAUUACCUGAAGGGCUUCGGCGUAUUGGACAUGCAGUUCACCAUUCCGCCAGGGCCCUCCGGACACAACAUGAAGGGCCACCUCAACAUCCCUAACGCCGGAGUUCUGACGCUGGGGAUGGGCAACGUGACGUUCAACGUAAUGGCUGGGGACAUCAACCUGGGGUUGGUGCACAUCUACAACCUCGACCUGAAGCCGGGAAACAACACGCCGCCCUUCGAGGGUGACUUCUACUUUGACGAGCUGGUUCCCAAUCUUGCCGCAAUUAUGGAAACUCAACAUGAAUCUCUUUCCAAUGGCAUGAUUGCGUUCAACACCUCGGGCAAUUCGACCUUCCACAACGGUCGGCGCAUCGAUUACGUCGAGGGCGUUCUCAACCGAAAACACAUACCCUUCACCAUUCCGGUCACGACACUGUUGCUCGACGUUCUGAGUGGCGUACUCGCAGGCGGUACGGACGGCAGUUCGGGAGUGCCUUUACUCGACACGUUAGGCGACGUGCUGGGGAAUAAAACCCUGUUUGACCAAAUGUUGGGCCAUUUCGAUACGCAAAGCAUUGGCAGUAGCUCGGAAGUCACGGAUACUGCCCGAUUAAAGAGGACAGCGGCACGAAAGCUUGGGAGGUCGAUGCAGAUGAACCUUUUCAGACUAGGGUUACGUACAAUGCGGUCGAAGCUUUGA